CUCCCUGCUCUCCCUCCCUCCCUCCCUCCGCGGAGCGCUGACAGCGGACCGACCGAGCGACCGACCGGGACCGUGGUUGUUGCUGCCGCCGGUCGCUCCACGUUGUGAGCCGCUGUCCGGACACGGGACUUACUUCUCUGUGACCGGGACACGAACACAACCGGGACGAGCAGCAAAGUGUCGGGAGGUUGUGGACCCGCUGAGCCUCCUCCUCCCCCGGCUCUUCCUCCGGUUCCCGGCGGGGGAACGAACGGACAGUCGGUGAAGUGAGACGGACCAAGAGGCCGACAGCCGGGAGACCUGCCGACUGCAUGAAGAGGCCGAGUGUCGCGACCCCGGUCCUCACCUAGACGACCCCCCACGCUGCCCGGACAUGAGGUCGUUCCGAUCGUUCGCGAGCGACGACCGCCACGUCAUGGCCAAGCACGCCGGCAUCUACCCGGCGCCGGAGGAGCUGGAGGCCGUGCAGAGGCUGGUGUCCACCGUGGAGGGGGCGCUGAAGAAAGUCUCCGACUGGAUGGACGGCCUCAGCAAGUCCCCGGGGAAGACCACCGCCGCAGCCGAACACGAGGCGGGGGAGGAAGACGCUGCUUCUGAGACAAAGCCGGACGCCUCGUCGUCGGUGCUGUGCGGCGUGACGCGUGUCGGCCCGGUGGCCGAGGGCCUGCUGAUCAGAGGCGACGUGGACCUAGACCUGGUGCUGAUGUGCAGAGAGAAACCCACCAAGCUGCUGCUGUACACCGUCAGCGCCAACCUGCCGCUGCAGAUCCAGACGAUGACGGAGGACAAGUACGAGGUGCGGUCGUGUGUUCCCGAGGCCGCCAUCCGGGUCUGCGGCGCCAAAAACCCCGGACUCACGCUGAAGAUCACCCUCUCCUCCUUAACCAUGAGGGAGGAGCAGCACAGCGCCGCCACCACAGACAAAGGAGAGGGCGAUCAGGACGUCGACAAGAAGGAGGAGGAGGACGACGUCCUGGACAGGUGUAAGUGCCGGGCGGCGCUGGCUUCGCUCCGACGCGCCAAAUGGUUCCAGGCCAGAGUCACAGACCUCAAGUCCUGCGUCAUCGUCUUGAGGAUCCUCAGAGACGUGUGCAACAGACUGCCGCUGUGGCAGCCUCUCAAAGGAUGGCCUCUGGAGCUCAUCUGUGAAAAGGCCAUCGCCACCUGCAACCGGCCGCUGGGUGCGGCCGAGGCCCUGCGUCGCGUCAUGGAGUGCGUCGCCUCGGGGAUCCUGCUGCCAGGAGGUCCAGGAGUUCAUGACCCCUGUGAGCGGGAACCCACAGACGUCCUGUCGGACCUCGGCGCCAAGCAGGCCGACGCCAUCACGCACAGCGCACAGCAUGCGUUACGCCUCCUCGCCUUCGGACAGCUUUACAAGGUCUUGAAUAUGGAUCCUCUCCCUGCGAGCAGACCCUCACCCAGACUGUCAGAAGGCGGAUGUCAGAAGAGGCUCCGGGACGUCGUCGGCUCAGACGACAGAGACUUCAUCAAGAGGAUGAAAGUCCUCGACUGGAGGAUGACGGAUCCCAACCACCCCAUGAACGCCCUGAUGCGUCUGAACCAGAUCCACCCGGGGCUCCAGUACCGCCUGCUGUCCCAGUCCGGCCCGGUCCACGCUCCUGUCUUCACCAUGUCGGUGGAGAUCCAGGGAACCGGCUACCGGGCGUCGGGCAACUCCAAGAGGACGGCCAAGCUCCAAGUGGCCCUCAAGGCGCUGCAGGCGCUGGGAUAUGUGCUCGGCGGCGACGGGGACGCAGACUCGCUGAGUGCCGACGAGAAGUCGGAUGGCGAAGGCAAGAACGACAGGAUGUCGAGCAGCUCCAGCUCCGCCUCCAUCACAUCCUCCACGGACACACAGGAGUCCAGAGCUCCAGGUCCGAUCCUGACGGCCGGAGGGAAAAACCCGGUGAUGGAGCUGAACGAGAAACGCCGCGGCCUCAAGUACGAGCUGAUCUCAGAGAGCGGCAGCAGCUACGACAAGCGCUUCAUCAUAGAGGUGGAGGUGGACAAGCAGGUUUUCCGGGGAACGGGUCCCAAUAAGAAAGUGGCCAAAGCGAGCGCCGCCCUCUCCGCCCUCACCAGCCUGUUCUCCGGCGCCAAGUCCACGACCGUCAAGAAGAAGCGGCCCAACCCUCCGCCUAAGCGACCCGUGACCUCGGUGCUGACCCUCCCAGCCCUCGCCGCCAGACCCCCGCGGGUCCCCGUCCUCCCCCGGGCGCCGUACAUCAGCACGCCGCCCACACACGGAUACAUCCCGCCAGGUUUCGCUGCUCCGUAUGGUUACGGGCCUGCAGGCGCCCUCCCCCCCUACGGAGGCCUGUACAUCGACAGUUCCUACUACCAGCCGCAGACCUUAGCCACGCCCAUAAUCAUCCACCUGGGCCCCCAGGAUCUCUUCUGACCCGAGGUCACGCUCUGCAACAGACUCCGCCUCCAGCGCCCGCCCUCAUUAAACUCAGCGCCGCUCAGCGGGUUUCUCCUUCCACACCGGACGGAUCAGCAAUAUUGAAAGCAAUAUGGAGGCGAGACAGAGAGAGAGAGAUCACCUGAGGGGCAACGCGCGGACGAGGCUGCAACUCGACAACAUCAAUAAAACACAAAGCAAUAUUUCUUCUUCUGCCUCCGGGAAGCUCAACGUUUUCCAAAGAACUUUUCUCUCAAGUUGCUGAAAUCAAACGGGUCAUCGACAACGUGUCCGACUGUAUGUAAAUAUUAUAUUUACUACACAGUAUAUAUAUAUAUAUAUAUAUAUGGAUGUUUGUGAGUUUUCACUAUAUAUAUAUAUAUAAACAUGUGAAUAUGUUUGAAUAUGUAAACGUAUUUAUAAUAUUAUACCUCUGAAUGUAAAUACACUAGUGAGCUUUGUCAUAUAUGAUAAUCUAUAAAUAUUAACGGUGAAAAUACGUUUUACAAAUUGUCUAACGUGUAUAAACACUAUCAGUAUGUUGAUGGAAUAUAAUCCCAGAUUAAACAUUAUUGCAUAUAUAUAUAUAUAUAUAUUACACAGAGACAAAAAAAACUAAUUUAUAAACGAUUUUAAAUCUUCAGAAGAAGUUUUGGCUUCGUUUGUUUUGAGCUCGGUUUUUACAUCCAAUCAGGGGUCAAAGGUCAAAUCUUACAGGCCACGUGAAGGUUAACGAGAAUACAAAACCUCUGUUUUGGGUCAGAAAUGUUGAAUACGAUGAGAAAAAGAUGUUUCUUUGUUUUACCGAUUCACAAGAUGAAAGUUUUGUGAAUAAAAUGUUUUUGAAACGUG
Molecule: messenger RNA, 3256 nt
Organism: Scophthalmus maximus (turbot)
Lineage: Eukaryota; Metazoa; Chordata; Actinopteri; Pleuronectiformes; Scophthalmidae
Product: spermatid perinuclear RNA-binding protein-like
Exons: 18
Coding region: 374-2401 (675 amino acids)
Cellular component (GO): precatalytic spliceosome
Molecular function (GO): double-stranded RNA binding; single-stranded RNA binding
Source: RefSeq, a predicted model, not a curated record